Messenger RNA from Rosa chinensis, 1875 nucleotides. RefSeq lists its product as uncharacterized. Bases 1 to 1875 code for a protein of 624 amino acids. NCBI's taxonomy places the organism in Eukaryota, Viridiplantae, Streptophyta, Magnoliopsida, Rosales, Rosaceae. Gene Ontology annotation, molecular function: nucleic acid binding; RNA-DNA hybrid ribonuclease activity. The transcript has 6 exons. The record is from RefSeq and is a predicted model, not a curated record.
AUGAAAGAGGUUGAUCCAUUCGAAGGUAAACCUGUUCUUCCGGUCGAGGAAGUCAUCGAAUCAAUUCAGCAUAGUCAAGGAGGAGAAGAGUUGGCGGCAGUUGAAAUUGCAAAGAAAUCCGAGGAGGAGGAGAAGAUAUCGGUGUUGGCUAAUAGGUUGAAGCCUCUUCUUGAUUCGUUUAUCUCUCCAUUCCAAAGUGCUUUUGUGCCUGGUAGGUUGAUUUCAGAUAAUUCGUUAGUUGCUUUUGAAGUCUCUCAUUGCCUAAAAAGACGAAGGAGUGGCAAGAAGAAAUAUUGUUCUCUGAAGCUUGAUAUGAGUAAGGCUUAUGACCGGGUAGAAUGGGUUUUCUUGGAGGAGGUGAUGAGGAGAAUGGGUUUCUGUGAAGUCUGGGUUAGUUGGGUGAUGGAUAGUGUCAAAACAGUGUCUUAUUCCUUCAUUGUCAAUGGAGAGCCACGAGGACGUAUUAUUCCUUCGAGAAGGUUAAGGCAAGGAGAUGCCAUUUCUCCUUACCUAUUUCUCUUAUGUGCAGAGGUAUUGUCCAAAGUUAUUAUACAUGCUGAGAGUAAUGAUGCAUUGCAUAGAGUGGAAAUCUGCAGGGGGGCUCCUAGUGUUAGUCAUCUCUUUUUCGCAGAUGAUUCUUUUAUAUUUUGUAAGGCGGAAGUAGCUGAUGUUCAAACAGUGAAGAGUAUUCUUAGGGGCUACGAGCUGGCCUCAGGUCAACAGGAGGAGUUGGCUGCUUUGCUUGGGGUCACUAGAGUGGAAAAACAUGACAAGUAUCUUGGGUUGCCCAUUGAGAUAAGCUACUCGAAGGAGGAGGCUUUUUCUUUCUUGAUCGACAGAGUCCGCUCUAGAACGCAAGCCAAGCAAGGGUGGAGGUUGGUACAAAAACCGAAUACAUUGAUCGCACAGUUGUUGAAAGCAAAGUACUUCCCUACUUGCUCCUUCAUGGAGGCGGAGUUAAAAAAGGGUGCUUCCUAUACGUGGCGUAGCAUCAUAGCGGGACGAGCAGUAUUACAAAAGGGUAUGAGGAUUCAAGUGGGUGAUGGUGCUACUAUUUCUCUUUGGGAUGACCCAUGGGUUUCGGUUCCAUAUUCUUUUCGUCCGUUCUCUACUGUGAUGGAAGGGACCGAGUCCUGGAGGGUUGCGGAUGUUAUUGAUUAUGAAGAUAAAGAAUGGUUGACUGAUGUUUUGGGGGAGUUAUUUACUAGGGGAGAAGUUGACACAAUUGCUUCUAUUCCAUUGAGUAUCCGAGGUGCUGCAGAUAGAUGGGUAUGGCAUUUCGAUGCGAAGGGGAUAUACAAUGUGAGGAGUGGCUAUCAUGUAUUUCUUCAUUCGUUGAAAAUGGAGCAGACUGCGUCCUCGCCGGCGUCGGAGCAGGGAGGACCCCUGAGGAAAUAUUGGACCAAAAUCUGGCAUGCUAACGUUCCACCCAAAAUUAAGGUUCUGGUUUGGCGUCUUGUGCAUGGCAUUGUGCCAACCAGUCUGGAAGAGUUCCAGAAAUAUCAUCAGAAAGUUGCUUGUAAAAAGAAGAGGCCAUUAACAAAAUGGCAGUGCCCCCCUCGGGGUAGACUUAAAAUUAAUAUUGACGGAGCUUUUCAAGUGGACAGUGGUGUUGGAGGUAUUGGGGUAGUGGUCAGAGAUGACUUGGGCACGGGUAUUGCCGCUAUUGCUAGGCCUUUUUUGCAUGCUCACUCAACGAUUAAUAUGGAAGCUGAGGCGUGCAGAGCGGGUCUUCUGCUUGGUAUUCACCAAGGUUGGUCGGAUGUAGUUAUUGAGAGCGACUCUGCCCUUCUGAUUGCUGCACUCAAGAGUGAAGAGGAUAAUUUCUCGGAGCACGAGGUUCAGGUUUUAUGUCCUCCCGUUGCAAAGUACUAA